Molecule: messenger RNA, 757 nt
Organism: Populus euphratica (Euphrates poplar)
Lineage: Eukaryota; Viridiplantae; Streptophyta; Magnoliopsida; Malpighiales; Salicaceae
Exons: 2
Coding region: 271-714 (147 amino acids)
Source: RefSeq, a predicted model, not a curated record
CGUUUAGGGGGGUAACUGCCAUCCAAAACUUCACUGUUUUUCUUCUUCUUCUUUUUUAAUUCUCACCUUCAUAACUGAACCCCCUUGCUCUGUGCUUCUUUAUUGACCGCUCCUAUUAAACCCCCUCUGCUAUGAAAGUUGACUCUCGGCAGAGCGAGAGAGGGACGGGGGCAGAGAUAACAGAAUCUGUUGCAAUAUUAUUGUGGUUGGCAUCAGGUAGAGGACCAUAUUGUUUGCUCGUUCUUCUGAUAGCAGCUAGCAUCUUCAAGAAUGGAGCUGUAUGAUGGCAACGUGUUUCGAAGACCAGCACACGCACAAGCAAUACCCGUAACCGAUACCAAAGCAUGGAAGCCACUCACGAGGCUACAGAAGCAAGCCCCGGAAGCUCUGAGACUUGAUCAGCUCUCCAUCACUGCCUCAACCAACCAUUCUCUGCCUGCUAGCCAUACCUCUCCUCCUCUUACUCCAAUUCCCCUUCUAUCACCACUCUCUGUAUCUCCUCCACCAUUGCCAUCUGAGGCAGAAGAAUUUACAUUUCCUGUAAUAUGGGGUGAUGUUGACAAAGGGAGGGAAGUUGGUGUUGGUGAUGCAUAUUCGGAGGCAAGAGUUUGGCAGCAUCCAGCAGUGGCCGGUGGAUGCACCGAGCCAUCAUCCUUGUUUGCCCUCUUCCGAUCCAAAUGCGUGCUCGUUAAUCACGCACAGUCAAGAUUCUGAACUGCAUGUUCUGUUAUUGUGAUAAAUUUCAACUCAUUGCGGG